Molecule: messenger RNA, 7113 nt
Organism: Mycena citricolor
Lineage: Eukaryota; Fungi; Basidiomycota; Agaricomycetes; Agaricales; Mycenaceae
Source: the annotation of a GenBank genome assembly
GGAAAGCUUUGAUACAUUAGGGUGGAAAUUUCCGCUCGGUUAGCCUACAAAAUGGGGCACGGCCACGGCUUGCUUGUCUCUGGUAGCCUAAUGACGGCCAAGGUUCCGCUUUGUCUGACAAUAUUUCCGAGGGUCAUCCUUUCACCCGGUCCGAACACCGAAAUAUAUAGACUCGCGUUAACGUGUUGUGCCAAGAUCAAUACAGGCAGAACACGGAGAGUCCGGGGCGGCAGAGAAUUGUCCUCCCCCACGAAACCCCAUGGUACAGGGAAGCGGGGAUCGACCAUCAAAGGAUAUCGGACCGGUGAUCCGAACAACUCCGAACUGCACUGCAUCUUAUCACUGUAACCUUCAGCCUCCCUCCAGCUGCCUUCCUGACCCUACUGAUGCUCGGCAUGUGGCCGAGAGCAGAGGGCAGAAACAUUCGAAGCAGUACGAGCGCUUGCAGAGGCUUUUCACCUGACCCCUAAGUGUCUUGUGAUGGUAGUGUUAAGCGACAUGUGGGGUAUAUAAAGCCACCGCCUCCGCGAAAAAAAAGUGUCGCAGUGUCUUCCUCACUUCACCCACUUCUUCCACGUCUCACAUCAUGUCACAGGACCUCGAGAAGUCGGAGCUUGGUCAUAUCGAAGCGAGCACAUCCGAUAGCACCGACGACCCCAAGGGGUUCCACAAUACCCAAACUCCGGGAGACGCUGCCCAGGCUAUCCUUGCCGACGCCCAUGCUCCUGUCAUAGUCGCGUCGGAAGACAAUGCGCGCAUUCUGAGCAAGAUUGACUGGCAUCUGCUUCCUAUCAUGCUUGCAAUCUACUUUUUGCAACAGCUCGACAAGAGCACCUUGUCCUAUGCCUCGGUGUUCCAUUUGGUGCAAAAAACCCACCUGGUCGGGUAUCAGUUCAGUGCUCUUGGGAGUAUCCUGUAUGCCGCCCAAUUCGUCUGGCAACCUGUCUCCUCGUUUUUCCUCGUGCGCCUUCCGGUUGCCCAAUGGCUUGCUUUCAACGUGCUCUGCUGGGGUAUCGUCCUCUGUGGCAUGACGGCGGCCAAGGACUUCAAGGGCCUCAUUGUGACUCGGUUUUUCCUCGGCAUCUUUGAGGCUACCGUCGCACCGACAUUCGUGACCAUCACUGGCAUGUGGUGGCGUCGACGAGAGCAAACUCAGCGCACUUCGCUGUGGUACUCCAUGAACGGUGUCACGAACUUGCUGGGCUCUUUGUUGACCUACGGAUUGGGACAAAUCAAGAGCGAUAAAUUGGAGCCUUACCAGGUCAUUGCUUCGUCUAUUGCCACCGGAGGCUCCGCUCACUGUUCCCAGAUCAUCUUUCUGUUCGCGGGAUUGCUGACCGUGAUCUUCUCCCUCAUAAUCUUCACCUUUUUGCCCAACUCGCCGACGACCGCACGAUUCCUCACUCCUGAUGAGAAGCUCAUCGCCGUUGAGCGUCUGCGUGCCAACAAUACGGGAACUGAGACGAAGACGUGGAAAUGGGAGCAAGUCCACGAGUGCCUUCUCGAUCCCAAAACCUGGUUUUGGUUCCUGAUGCUCUUCACUAUUUGUGUUCCCAGCGGUGGAAUUUCCACCUUUGGGCCUCUGAUCGUCAACUCGUUUGGAUUCAGCCAGUUACACACCAUUCUAUUCAACAUGCCAUUCGGCGCUGUCCAGAUCUUUGCGACAGUGGGUUCCGGUUAUCUUGCCACUCGAACGAAGCGGAUAUUCCCGGUUCUAGUGGCAUUGACGCUCCCCUCUAUUGCUGGAGCUGCAGCAUUGCUUGUCCUCCCUCGAGAUGCUGCACACAGAGGCUCGCUGCUCGCUGCUUACUACAUUGUGUCGUUCUACACCGGAAUCUUGCCGUUGAUAUACACUUGGUCGUCGCAGAACACCGCUGGACAUACGAAGAAGACUGUGACGACUGGCAUCAUGUUCUGCGGACAGUCGGCUGGCAACAUUGUCGGACCAUUCUUGUACACCGUCAACCAGGCACCGUACUACCACAAGGGUCUCAAAUCAAGCUUGAUUUGCUUCUCGGCCCUCGCCGUCAUGUUCCUGUGUUGCGCAGCUUACCUCUCUUUCCUCAAUCGUCAACACGGCAAGCGCCGUGAGGCGAUGGGCAAAGCUCGGGUCCUGGUUGAUGCUUCGCGUGAAAAGACGUCCGAUGCCGCCGCUGCGCAGCAAGCUAAUGGGGCAACGUUUGCCACUAAUGCCUUUGACGACCUUACCGAUAAGGCCAACGAGGACUUUAUCUACGCCCUGUGAUCUAAUCAUGACAAUGCUUAUUUACGAUACAAGUAUGGAAUUCAUCCAUCUAUUAUCGAUGUAAAAUACGGUGUAACUUUGAGUGUAUUGGCAUGGAAUACCAGACGACACGACUGUCGCAACUUCCCCACGCUUCCCCAAGGGUCGCGUCUGCCCUGAUGGAGUCCACGGUCAAUACUGACCGUGUAUACCGUUAAUCUUAUGGAACUGCUGAGAACAUCAAUGUUCGGCGGAGGCUCAAGCACUGAGAUUUGCCGAUAGGGGCGCAUGAGCACUGAUUGGCCUUCAAUGUUCCUGUUCUUGCCCAGUCGGAGCCACGUGCAAAGCCUUGAGGUUGGCGCCACUAGGCGGCCGAUGAGCAAGCAGUGGUCGCGGGACCGACGAAAGUGAGGUAAGAAGAUGGGCGACGGCAGCGGAGGAGAUACAGGAGCAAGAAAAAAUCAACCGUGGACGCAGUGUUUCACGGUGCACAACCACGGUGGUGCCUGCCCCUUGAACGACCGUGGACAAGUCUUGAGGGCCGCAUGGCCCGCACCGGGUGAGCGUCAGCCCGGGAAUGGCCGCGGUGUGUCGAGUUCCCCGAAGGCGUCGUGACGUCGCGUCUCCCUCGGCUUCUCCUGCUAGAACCCGGACACAGCGCCGCAGACGCUCUCGGGGCCGCUGGCGACGCGUUGGAAUAGAGUACAAAGUGGCUUGCGCCGUCCAAGAAACUUGACGCGCUGACACCCUCAGGCCGUGUGGACAGAUGGGAGUGUGCGCCGGUUGUUCGCCGUUGGGUGCUCGGAUAUCUGAGUCCUAUCCCCGGACGUGUAGCCACGUUCUGCCAAUGAGGCGAGGUGGUGUGAGCGAAAUCGCAUCUCGCCAAUCCCCAAGCGUUGUCAACGCUUGCGCUGUGCGAGGUUGUCUAAAAAAUAUCGCGUAUACGCGCCUGGAGCAUGGCGACGAUGUCCGCCUCCAGCUUGACACAAGGUGUCCACCGUCGGUAAGUAAGUAUUAAGUUUCGCGGUGUCCAAGCAACUGAUCCGAAGGAGAACAAAGGUGUCAAGGGGCACAUCAAAAGUGCCACGUGCGGCGUGGGCCUCUGCCUUGCAUUCUUCCUUCCCUUGACGGGCCUUCGUUCGCACAACCUGCACACGUCUCUCCCCGCCCGGCGUCGCCAUCAGCCGCCCAUACCUGGUCGAUUUAAUUGCUGUCCUGUCCGGCUGUCCUGUCUGUCGUCAUCAGCGCGAACGACCACCGAUUCAAGCUCGAGCUAAUCCAUGCUUUGGACGUCCCGCAGGAAAUCGCAAUCUCGUUCCGACGUCAACUCCCCCGCAUCUGCAUCUCCGUCGAGCAACAACAACAACGCCAAUCCGCACGGUAACGACGACGACGAUAAGCACGACAAAGCAAAAUCGCCCACACUAAUCACCCACUACCACCGUCGAACUUCGCUUGGCAGCUCCCGUUUGCCGUUCGCACCUAUCGACCCAGCUGAAAACAGCCAUCCAUCUAUGGCGUCCCCAGCUACUCCUACAGCCAUGACCCAUAACGUUUACGCCCCGCGCCGAAUCAUUUCGCCGGAGGAGCAGAUGAGAGUACUGAGACAGUCACCAUCUCCACCUCCACCUCAGAUACACGCCGACAACGCCGACGAAUCAUAUGAGCAGAGAAGAAGAACAGGGCCGUCCUCGCCACGAGUCCUUGUUCCUCAGAGAGAUGUCUAUUUGAGUUCUAGCCACGUUUUGGCCGCCAAGCCAAAAAGGCUCCCUUCGCAUACGCGUGUAAUUAAUAGACGCUGAUAACCACACGUUUUCAGAUCGGACACCGCUGACGCGAACCUCAUCUAUACCAUCAACUCACUGGACUCGUUCACCUUCGGGGCGUCAUCGACCUCAUCAGCAUCGGGGUCAUUGCAUGUUCCCCCGCCGCUUUCGCCGUCGCGCAGCGUCGGCCCGCUGGAGGGAAUCACAGACGAUGAUGAUGAAGAGUAUGAAUACGGCCGCAACGCCGACCUUGAGACACCCAGGCAGAGUGUCGCCAGCGCCAACACUGUUACGAACCGGGAUCGUGACCCGCGCACAGCCGCAGCGUACUACUCACCCUCCCGCUCUGAUGCCGCGUCACACCAUACAUUUGGGACGUCGUCGUCUUCGUUCUCGAGUCCCAGCCGGAGCCGCACGACGAGCAGCACGACCCACACGUCGAUGGACGAGCUCGCAAGCCAUCACCCACAACGAGAUGUGGAGUUUGAUUCGGAGGAGGAAGAGUACAGCGAUGAAUACGAUGCUAUUGAGGUCUCGUCUGUGCGUGGGGACAGCGACGAAGGCGUGUUCGAUGCGCUGGAGCGGCAAAUGUACAUCGACCCCAUAACGGGCCGAAGACCGAGUCUGCCGAUGGCCAUCCCCGGGACUUCGCCCGACGAUCGGUCCUCGACCCGCCGGGAGAGAGAGGGUAGCUUGGCAACGCUGAGACGGCCCAGCCGGAGCUUGGAUGACCAGAACAGCGUGCACACCGUCCGGGUGGCCCCAGAGCCGAUUUCCGUGCCCGAAACGGGCGGUGAGUGGCGCACUGUCUCGGCGCGCGCUGCGGCCAAGAGCACGCCGUCGCCGACACCGCUAACAUUCGCUGCGUCUGGAUCGUCCGGUGUGCCGCCUGCGUCCCCUUCAGCGACGGGACGGAGGUCCUCAGCCGCGAGCGCAGCGUUCAGUCUCACUUCUGGUACGGGCGGCCCUGAAAGUUUCGGAUUCGACCUCGACUGGAACACGAUGGGCCGAGGGAUAACAGGCCUUGACCCCUCUGAUAUCGCGGUCCAUUCGUCGUCGCCGGCGGGACGCAGACCGAGUCAGCUGUCCGCUCUGAUGAUGCGCCGGCCGAGCACGAGUUCCGGGAGCAUCAUGCUCGACCCGGACUCGUUCGCUGCUGCCGUACGAGGAUGGGGCGGGGCUGAUUACGAGAAGCAGAGGAAAUACUGGACUUUCAGGAAGGAUGCGGCGGAUGGACGGGGUGGCAGCGUUCCGAAGAGUAGCAAGGGCCCGGCGCUGGCUCCCGUGAGGAGCAUCGCGAGUGGGAAAGUGGGUGGGGGCAAGAAUGCAGAUGACCGGUUUAAGCUGCCGCCAUGGAGAGGAAUGGGUAUGAAUUCCGAAGAGAUCUGGAACAGUUCAUUGGUUGGUGGAUUCAAAGUCCGAAGGAUCGAACUGCGGCCCCAAAAACCACAGCAGCGAGUGACGAUCGACCCGUUCCGUGGGCCGUUCAUUGUUGGGCCCAAACCGCCGCACGACGGCGCGUACACGAACAUCCACAAACACUCGAAAGUCGUGGCAUUCAGCAUCCACCGGCAUUAUCGGCCGUCUCGACACUCGGCUGCUACUUCGUUCAACACCCGAGGAAGCGUCUCGUCGUCGACCAUGUCGCGCACUGCCACCGCAGCGGAAGAGCGCAGCAAGCCGGCGACGGCAAUGGUGCUUCUUGCACCGAGGCACGUGCAGGAGGCAUAUACGAGCACGAACACCGUCAAGAAUCUGCGCUCCCAUGGCCUGUUGGAUGAGGAACGGAAAGACCGGAAGGAGCCGAGGCCGUCGAGGCCGCAGAGCUCGAGCAGCAGAAACCAGGUUGCGUCCUCGUCGGCCUCAACGUCGUCCAGGGACACUUCGGUCCCACCCGCUUCGUCUGCGUCUAGUAGUCACACAUACCCUCCCCGUCCGUCGGGCGACACGACCCGAGACCCCAAUGUGACAGCCACACCCAAUUUUGUUGGGGGCAACUCCCGGCGCCGACGGCGGGGGUCACAGUCCCAUGAUGAGGAAGAGGACGAGGAGGACCUGCAACGUCGCUCUCGGACGACGCACAACGAGGCAUUUUCGACGAUGGAUGCGACGUCGAUUGAUAUGAUUGUGAUGGCUCAGGAUGCUCGCGGCGAAGGGUCGAACGGCGUGCUUUCCCGGGUGCUGAAGCGCGGCCCUGCGCACCACCUGAGUCUGAGCCACCACCACCAGCAAGGAUCGUCUCCGCAGGUCUACCAGCCGCCCUGGAUGACGUUGCAGAGCAGGAACAAGCAGGAAGAACGCCGGCGGAGGCACGAUGUGCUGAGCAACUCGUUCGAGGAUGUUGGGUUGCUGCCACCCAAGAAGAGCUCUGGGAAUUCGAGAGGGGCGUCGAAGAAACACUCGAACCGGGGCACGGUGGACAUCUUCGCGCAGGUUCCAGCUGACUCGCUGUUCAUGCUUCUCCCGCUCUGGCCGGGCCCGACGGAUCCCGUUUCCGAACGCAACAGAUCGCGCGCGCCGCACGAGAUUGCGACUGAGCUCAGACAGUAUCUUCUGGUCGCGUACAACCCAACGGAUGAGCGACCGCCCGUCGAAACCGGCCGCAAGAAGGGGCCGAGUAGCUCGCACAGCAGCCCGACCAGCUCGGCCGACUCGUCCAACAAGCCCGGGUGCGACAUCUUGCUUACGUCGUUCCACAUUUCGGCGCGGCUCGUGUCGCACCAGGACCUGCAGGGCUCGAAUGUCCGCGUGCCUGACGAGGGAUUGGCUGUGAUGGGCCCGUGGCACGACGCGUGGCUGAGCAUGCCGGCCGUCCCGUCGCGCGACCACGGGCUGCUCGUCAUCGGCACCUGCGCCGGGCGCGACGCGGGUGUGCAGUUCGAUCCGGAGGGCCUGGUCAAGAUGGGGCUGUGCAUCCCGGUCCCGCCGGCGAUGGACGAGCCAGACGGCGAGCCUGUUGCGGAGUUGACGCCGAUUGGGAAGGCGGUGCUGGAAAUGGCGUGGAUCGGUGCGCUCGCUGUGACGAGCUUUGGGCCUGCUGCGAUGAGCUGAGUGUGUUUUUUGGAUACUUGGAACAACCCAUCAUCAUUCGUGUAUCUUAGUACAAAUCUGAUCAAUCAAUGU